This is a messenger RNA of Xenopus tropicalis (tropical clawed frog), 7255 nucleotides long. RefSeq names its product guanine nucleotide binding protein (G protein), gamma 12 (gene gng12). Gene Ontology annotation, molecular function: G-protein beta-subunit binding. Gene Ontology annotation, biological process: G protein-coupled receptor signaling pathway. Gene Ontology annotation, cellular component: plasma membrane; heterotrimeric G-protein complex. The transcript is spliced from 5 exons. The coding region runs from base 308 to 526 and encodes 72 amino acids. The record is from RefSeq and is a predicted model, not a curated record. Lineage: Eukaryota; Metazoa; Chordata; Amphibia; Anura; Pipidae.
GGAUUCUUCUGACGUCACGAUCCAUCCCAGCAUUCCAGGGGUUUUCACUGCCUUAGCAACGGCGGAGUGAGACCGAGGCGCGGCCGGGUGAGAGGUCAGCGGAGAGCUUCGAACCCAGGGGAACCGAAAGGGUGGUGCGUACGGCGACUCGAGCAAAUAGUGAGGGAACAGGUAGAGAUUAUUCACAGAAGACUCAAAAUUAAGUGAACUGGCAUUCGGCAGUUGUAAGUUUUUCUUAGAUUGUUCAACACAUUGCUCAGACAGACAUUGCAGCUCUACUGCACCAAAAGGCUGGACCUCACCAAAGAUGUCUGCAAAAACAACCAGCACAAAUAACAUAGCACAGGCACGAAGAACUGUACAGCAACUCAAAGUGGAGGCCUCCAUAGAAAGAGUAAAGGUUUCAAAAGCAUCAGCCGAUCUCAUGCGUUACUGUGACGAACAUGCCAAGAAUGACCCUUUGCUCAUGGGAAUCCCUGCAUCAGAAAACCCCUUCAAGGAUAAAAAGCCUUGCAUUAUAUUGUAGUGUAAUAGUUACUAGUGAACAUCAUAUUUUUUUUUUAAAUUUUGUCUCUUUCCAACACCAGAUCCUAUCUGUUUUCCACUUGAGAAAAAGUGGGUAAAAAAUUCUAUACCAAUGAUUCUUUUAUAUAUUUCCCCUUUAUAGCUUUCUUACUCAUGGGAUCAGUUUGUUUUUUAACCAAAUGUUAUGGUCUGAACAGAUAUUAAGGAGUGAAGUGGAUACAUAUUUAUUUGUCUGCAUUUUAAUGUGCAGUGUCUACUUGUCCAUUUUCAACAUUGCUAGAAAAAUUGAAGUAAGACCAACGUUGCCUCAACUUGCUGCACAGAGUUUAUCAUUGCAGGCAAGGAAUGAUGGAGGUUUACUAUGAGCUGCCAUUCAUACUGAACCCCCUUCUGCAGAUUCAACCCAAAUGUCAAAUGGGCAAGCCUCAGCCAUCUACAGUUAACAUCCUCAUUCCUCUUUCUAAGCCUUUGAACCUGGCACACUAUGGGCUGCUUCUCAGGAUCUUUCAAAAGCCAAAUUGUAUCUGUACCAGUUUAAUGAAUGUGAAAGCAACAUUUUUCAGCAGACAUUUCUGUUGUAUUGAUGUUGGGUUUAUAAUUUAGGACCCGUAAUGUGUAAUAUUUGUAAUUAUUUUCCAUAUUUUUGCUUAUGUCGUGGGGUAGGAAGUAUGUUUUUACAUGGAGCUGCUGGAAGCGGAAGGCACACAUUUUUACAGACAUGGAUAUGGGUGAACUAAAAAACUUGUGUUGCUCCAGUUCUGAGCUUUAUGGGGGCUGGAUUACCAUCAACUGGGUUUGUGCUUUAAAUGCCUAGGGUUAAGUUCCGGAACAAGCAGUUCUUAAAUGGGACCACACAUACAGAACAUUAUAGGAGCCACACAAGGCCCUGUAGCAAGUUAUCUGUCAUUUUAAUCAAAGUAACGGCCUAAAUCAAGCUAGCAACUUCACCAGGGAAUUAUUGAGUGUGCUAGUAUUUUUUUUAUAUAUUCAUUUUGACCAAGUUGAUUGAAUGAACAUGUAUACUCUAAAUUCAUAUUUUUCUACAAUGCCAAUAUGCCGUACUUGAAGGGUAGUUAGAGACCAAGUGUUGGGUUUACCCUUGAUAGGAAACCUAGAUAUCAUGUAUGUGGCUGGACCACCCUGUAUUUAAGCAGGGGAUGAAUUUGUUAAUCUGGCCGAGAUUGCAGCCUAAAAUGCACAAACCCUUCUACUUCAGUUAACAAUCUUUUCCUAAUGAUGAUUUUACAUGAUACAAUAUCAUACAUAAAGAGGAUGCUGUAUUACUGAUUGCAUUUAUAUUAAAGCAUAAUUUAUAGUUUUUAGUUUGUACAGAAUAAGCUUCUAAGAUAUGUAAUACUGACUCAAAGACAAGCUUGACUUGACCAAAAAAGUAAGGAACAUUAUAAAAUCUGCCACUUAAGAAAAGGGGAAGGUUUAUCAAAAUGCUACAUUUAUAUGAUAAUAAUAAUUAAUUAUGUACUUUGGAUAAUGUUUUUUUUCUAUUUCUUGUAAAAAAGUUGGCGAACACUAUGUAUUAGAGAAAAUAGGAGGCAUAUCUCAAUGUACAAAAAGGAGUUGGGUGCCAUAUAAGUAGUAAUGAUAUAUGGUACACUUCUCUUACUUUCCCCAGGCCCUGGGUAGACACUUAUCGGCUCACUGUGCUUGAACUUUGUGUACAAGGCAUUAGCCUGCAAGUUAUACAAGCUUGGGAAAAGUUUGCAAGCAUUGCCAAAACAAUGCUGGCUGAAGGCCAAUAAAGAUGACCAGCCACCAGCAGCCUUGCAUCGGCUUGCCACUUGUACCAACAUUAUUGAAUUUUAGGAGGAUGGUCCGUUGUGUCUGAUGGCCAGGCACCUCAGGCAAUAUCUGUUAGAAGAUGUUUGGGGCAACAUUGCUCAUGGUUGAUUGCUGGGCUGCUAAGAUUUGAUUUACAUAAUGGUGGCUAAUGAAGUAGACAACUGGUGCUUAGAUCUUCGUUUUAAGCAUCCAUGGGUUAAAUGAGGGUUUUGUUGCAAGGUGUAGUUCAGUUUAGAAAUCCUUUGAGAAACAUUCCAGUUACAGUGCUGCAAUAAGAUGUUACAUGCUUGAUUAUUUUAUCUACAAGGGAACACCAGCUCAGCCAUUUUACCCAGUACAAUAUAUAUACAGCCUCCUGAAUUCUCUGAUGCCCUUGUAAUUGGCUUUAAAAAUAAAUAUUAGGCUGAAAUAAGUAGAGGGGUGGGGAAAGAAGUAUUAAACAUAAUGAUGGUCUUUUAAGUAAGGAAUACUGAUAAGCUGUGGGCAUAAACUUUCACUAAACUUAAUGUCUGGUCCAUAAGAAAGAAAAACUUUGCCACCAAAGAUUUGUUUUUUUUUACCUUUUUUUGUGUACCACUUAAUUAUUAACACUGAGAUUGAAUAAAAUAUCUAAUUUAGAUGUAGGUUCACAUUGAGCUAUGCCAGGAAAACUGCUAUUCCCAGAAAAGCAACAGUCUAAAUUAUCUUUAGAAACCAUUGUAUAUGGCACCCUUGUGGGGCUUCCAGACUAUCUAAAAUCAUUUUUGUAUUCACACCUCUUUUCAAUGCCAAGUAAUAGAUAUAAAGAUAGAAUUUCUGCUAAUUAUUGUUUGUUUGUUUGUGACAAAAAGAUGGUGGAUUAUCUAGAUUGUAGUGGGAACUGUGUCCUUAUGAGUCUCUUAGGUUUCUUGUUUCCUAUUAGCUACUGUAUGUGCAGUAAUGGUCAGCAGGAAAUACCAUUGUGAUAUUGCGUUAAUAAGUAUUUUUAUAAAAGGCAAAGAUUGCACUUUUACUAUUGCCAGUGUGUGCUUAAUUAUUGAACCAUAAGCCAGCCAAGUAAACACUAAUUUUAUGAUGCUUUGGCAAUAAAUUCUCUUUUCUAAAACUGUUACAAAUCUAGCCUGAACAGCGGUGCUCUGACACAAUGCCAUAUAUAUUUUAAGUGUUUCCUAAAAUGUGUCUAAGGCUUAUUUUUAGAUUUAUUUUUCCUAUAUAAAUGAAUUCUAUAUCCUUAUUUGUGCGUGUUCACUAAAUGAGAAUAAUUAUAUUUUAUUAAGGUACAAAAUCAAGGUAGGGGGUUGUAAUAUUUCACUCCACUAUAUGGUGUUUAGACUCUGGGGGCUAGAGAGAAGUAGCAGAAAUCUCUCUGGCAGGAAGAGUCACCAUUUUGCUUAUAUUUAGCAAGUUGCUUAAAUGGGAAGAAGGGGUUUGUUUUUUUUUUUUUUUUUAGAUUACGCUCUUCAUGUGCCAUAGUGGUUACUGCUGUGUAUGGUUUUUACCUGGUCUUGAGGGAUUCAACCAGCUAUAUACAGCAGUGACAGGUUAAUGUAUUCUAUAUGGAUGUAUAUUCAGUGAGCUUUAAUUUUAGUUACAGUAUGUAACUGGAUACAAGCAUGUCUCUGUGAUUUUGUAUUGGCUACCAAUGUAUAACUAACAUUUUAGGGGGGGGAUUUAUAGGUUUUUAAAAUAAAAAUAAAUCCUGUACAGCAGUUAAACCAAUGUCUGGUGCUCCAUUCGUAUGCUGGCAUUUGCACCCUAUCUAUAUAAUGGGGUCAGGCCUACAAGUAUUUAUUUUUAAAAUAUAUUUGACACCACUGUAGGAAACAAUUGUUCGAGACCAGACCGGCCUUUGUUUUAUUAUUACUUGGCAACAAGUUUAUAGUGUCGCUUCCACUGACACAAUUGCUUUUACCAUGGUCUGCAGAUAUAUCCAUGGUACAAAGGUAAGAUUCAUCAACAGUGCAGCAACAGUCGCACUACAGGUAGACAUACACAUCCUGAUAAAAGUGGUAUGGGGCCCUUAUACACAGCCAAUCAGCCAAAUGUCAGUCGGGCAGGUUUAAAAACCCCAUUAGGGCCAGGAACAUGUCGGCGCAUUGAUGUGCUCCUCAUCCCAGUGACCUGCAUCCCGUCAAUGUGAUCUGACUGUUUGGCCCAUCAAUCCAGUAUCACCCAUCUCAAGGUGGACUCAUCGGUGAAAGAUCCGGUGGUUUGGCGAAGUUGCCAGAUGAGCAGGUCUUUAAGUGUAUGGCCACCUUAACUAAUAACACUGGCCAGGGGGCUGCAGGAAAUUGAGAAUUCUGAUUAUAGAAAGGUGAGAUAAUCACUUAAGGUGUUUGUGAUUUGCGAGUAGUUACUAUACUCAGUGUAGCUGUAAACAUCAUGUAAAUCUUCCUGUUAAUAUAAAGGACCAUUAUUGGUGUAGACAAGUUUGUUUUGAAAAAUUAUUUUUUAAAAAGUGUCUGUUUGCUUAACACCUGCAUAUAUGCAACGUCAUAUUUUAUAUGAGAGAAGUCUUUAAUCUGUAGUCUUAUAAAUCCACAAAUGACGUUUGACCACUGUUCAUAUUCCUGUGUAAGAACUAAAAUGAUUGUAUUCUACAGAGCUUGUCUAUUAGCUGCUGUAUAACCAAAUGCUCUAUGGCCAAAUGUCAGCUUCGGUGCUCAUGGCUACAUAGAAGUCUAUAUAAAUUGAUAGCAACAUACCUUUCCUUUUUUGUAAUUAUAUUUAUAUGCUUACUAAACUUUCUUUAGUUUUGGGGGUUAUGGAUUCUUAACAUUACAGCAACUGAGAAACUCUAAAAGGUAGUUUAAAAAUCUGAAUUGGGUGUCCAGGAUUUCUGAUUUGUCAAAUUAAACUACUGCCACUACAGCUUACACCCUUAUGUGUGACUCUGUCUCUUUAUUCUGUACUCAGACUGGGACCGUUCUCUGUGCUGUCCUGCCUUGCUAGAGAAUCUUACAGAGUAAAAUGUAUUCCAGAUUUGCUGACACGCUGGUUGCAAAUGGGGCAGAAAUACCAAAUCAUAUUUGCUGUAUAAAAAUAAAUUACAUUUUACCCAUGGUAGAUGGUGAAUAACUACAGUGCUCAUUUAAUAAUAAUACAUUGGGCAAAUAAAAAUGUCUAUAAACAGUAUUUUUUCACCUCUUGUUCUUGUGCCACGAUGGUGCGAGUGGCCUAGGAAUUAGGAAUAAAUGCCAUGUAACAUUAAUGGGCUAUUAGUAGAUUUGGGCAGAGAGCAUGUUUGUGUAUACACACAGUGUACUACCAAAGUUUCUCAUGGUUUUUGUUUUUUCUUAUUGUUUUGAUUAUUUUUCCAUCUAUAAAGAAAUUGCUUUGAAAAAUACUGCUUUAAAAAUGUGCCAAAUGUAUGGUACCCUUCUUUAAUGCUAAAUCCUUUUAGGAAGAACUAGUGUAAUGUCACGUGGAGCAUGUUCUGCACUUUGUCUCUAACAUCUAAGGCUGUCCAACUUAUUACAAGUAACGGGCCAGUUAUAUCUCAUAUAGCAUGCUGGAGGGCUGGAUUCAAUUAAAAUGAUGUCCUAUAGUAAAGUCUAUGCAGCCUCUGAGUAGACUGGGGGCCACAAAAAUUCUUUGGAGGGCCACAUCCGGCCCGUGGACCUCCAGUUGAACAGCCCUGAUCUAAGGGGUUACUUGCAAAGAUUCUCCUGCAAAAACUUACAGAAAGCAAUAGAAAUCAUCCAUAGAAAGGAUGUGGGACAGUUUGUUUCUGAGGUUGUGAAACUGUAGAGAAAUGCUUACCAGUCUGCCCCCAUGGAGUUUCCCCUUAUCGUGUAGUAGAAUGUACUCUGAGCCAUAGUCUAUGGAAUGAAGUACUGUUAAGGAAUUUUAUACUGUUAAACAUGUCAUUCCAUGUUGCUCACAGACAUUACAUCAACAUGCCAAUCAGUGUAUAUAGAGAUGUAAGGGACAAUGGGUGAUUCUGUGUAAAGUGUUUUCCUACUAUGAUGGAGUGUCGAUAAAUGGGCUAUUUUUAUCAAUGUAAUUACUAAGGAUACAACAAACAAGCCAUUUCCUUACUGGGUGGUGAGUGUCAGAUUACCAGUAGCCUAGUCCUUUUACAUUUUAUAGUGUUCCAUGCAUAUGUACAAAUAAAAGAAAAAACUAAACCUUGAUUUAGUAAAAGUGUUGAAUGUGAUUUUUUUUUUCAUUUGGAAUGUUAAUUGUUGGUUGUAUGUAAUUUUCCUGUACUGGAUUUAUAAACAAAUGUCAAGCUUCUAUUGGCAGUUUCUUCCUCAUGUUGCAGGCCGGCGGGCAAGGGAGCGAUUGCCUCGCCCCACAAGGAACCCACGUGCUACUCUGCAUGACUUUUAGCAAAUCAUCUGGGAUCAUUUAACCAAAAUACUGUAUGCUGAUCAGAAAACAUUGUUUUCUCUGUAAUUCUGCAGCUAUUUUUGUAAACUAUAUUAUUCUAAAAUUAAAAUUUCACAAAGACAAACAUUUUCAAAAAUGUUUUUUUUUUUUGCUUUUUGUUCCCCAUGGGCGUGUGGCAAGUGCUUGCAGUUGAAAUAGUUCCUAGUAAUGGUUAAGAAGCCCACUGGAGAUGCUGAAUACCUGAAUUAAACGUGUUUUUCUGUUGACUUUAACCUCUUCAAGACUGCAGGGAUCUCAUCCUGUUGUUAAGCCAACAGCUGCGCAAUCCUGAGUGCGGUAACAUUUCUGGGCGUCGAAGCUUCGUUCAGUUUAAAAUCAGAGUGUGUAGAUUUAUUUUUUUUUCUCUUUGAAAUAUUUUUUGGGCCUCAAGCAACUUUCUAGCAUUGUAGCUGCAGACUACCCCGUGAAUCUGUUAAUAUCUACCCAUAUGAAUAUGUUGCUGUUGUAGCCAUUUCUUUUCUGUGUGUGUUUUGUUGGAGAUCUACCAACAACAAUGUGCAAAGCUAUUGACUAAAUAGACUUUACAGGGAAUAGAAUAAAGUGGUUUAUCCCUGCUCUA